This is a messenger RNA of Gadus morhua (Atlantic cod), 1387 nucleotides long. RefSeq names its product mitochondrial ribosomal protein S16 (gene mrps16). The record is from RefSeq and is a predicted model, not a curated record. Gene Ontology annotation, cellular component: mitochondrial small ribosomal subunit; ribosome. Bases 161 to 577 code for a protein of 138 amino acids. Gene Ontology annotation, molecular function: structural constituent of ribosome. NCBI's taxonomy places the organism in Eukaryota, Metazoa, Chordata, Actinopteri, Gadiformes, Gadidae. Gene Ontology annotation, biological process: mitochondrial translation. The transcript is spliced from 4 exons.
GAAGAAGAAGACGCCGGAAUAUACAACAAGGUUCAACUUCCUGUUUAAAAAUGGCUGCGCCCUGACGAAUGUCACAUUACUUCAAAUGCUCGUUUUAAGCGUCACGUUUGGUGUAGAAUAAAACAACAGAACACCCUAACAGGGUAAUUAAGCCGUCAUCAUGGUUCACCUAUCGUCGUCUCUGCUGAAGAAGUACCACAAGGGGUACAUCGUCAUCCGGCUGGCGCUCGCCGGCCACAAGCAGGCCAACCGGCCCUUCUACCGCGUGGUGGCGGCGUUCAACAAGCGGGCGCGCGACGGAAAAUACAUCGAGCAGCUGGGCUCCUACGACCCCCUGCCCAACGUGCACAACGAGAAGCUGGUCAGCUUCAACCUGGACCGCAUCAAGUACUGGAUGGGCUGCGGCGCACACCCUAGCAAGCCCGUGGCCAAGUUACUGGGCCUGGCGGGCUUCUUCCCCCUGCACCCCAUGACCGUAACGGAGGCCGAGCGACUAAAGGUCCAGACCACCGACUUGGCAGCCGGGGCUGAGGGGGAAGGUGUGCAGGAAGAGGAACCCAAGCAGCAGAGCGCAUGAGGCUGGGAGCCAGACGCCUUCUGUGGCUCUCCAUUCUGAAAGUAUGAGGGCCUGAACCACACAAGGGUGAUCUCUGGGGUGGAAUGGAUUCUUUUUUUAUGUUAUACUUGUAUAUUUAUGUUGUGUUUUAGAACAAUGCCAUGUAAAAUCAGGUUACCUCUUUUACGUGACUUGAUUAAAAUGGUACAAUAUGAUCCCACGGAUGUCAUCACAACUGUUUUAUUGAAUGUUUGAUUAGAAACCUGAUUAUUUGGUUGGAUUUUUGCCUGUUUAUUUAGAUAUGGGUACAAGGCAAGCAAAACAAAAGUGAGGUCUUCACUCUUUGGAGUUGUAUCUUUACAUACUUCUUGCAGUGAUUGAUUUGAGCCAAAAGAUAAGCUGAUCAAUAAUGUAAACAUCGAAGAGUUUAUCAUUUGAUGUUUAAGAAAAUAAUUUGAAACAAAAUGUUUAAUAAUAGGAGACAUGAAAGUGAUACUUUUGAGUAAUUUGCCAAACAAAGUGAGUAAUGAUCCAGAUGACUUGACAGGUUUAGCAGAAAACCGUGUUCUCCACCCUCCAUUAACAUGCCACUGGAGAAGCAAUUCAUGACAGAGAUCAAGGGUAUUUUCAAAAACUAAUUUUUUGCAAAGAUAUUUCAAUCAUUUUACAAUGCAGUACAGCCCUGGCCAACAAAGCAGCUAUACAGUUUCAAACAACAUCCAACCAAAAAUCAAAUUACAUUCCGUGUCUAAAGAAAAAGUACUUUAUAACGAUGUUUACUUUGUGAAGAUAGUCUUUGAUCACAAAGAACAAUUAAACUUGUGUAUCAAA